ACUCUCCCUCCCAAUCCCCCACCCAAAGCUCUCCAAACAAAAGCACUCUUUUUCUUUCGUUUCUUUUUGUUAUUUCUUCUUUUUUUUUUUGCAGUGAUGGCUGAGCCUGCAACAGCAACCCAAGCAGCAGCACCAGCAGUACCUCAGCUGAAAGAUGAGCUUGACAUUGUUAUACCAACUAUAAGAAACUUGGACUUUCUUGAGAUGUGGAGGCCAUUUUUUGAGCCUUACCAUCUCAUCAUUGUUCAAGAUGGUGACCCUUCAAAGAUUAUCAAGGUCCCAGAUGGCUUUGAUUAUGAACUUUACAACAGAAAUGAUAUUAACAGGAUUCUGGGUCCCAAGGCUUCUUGCAUUUCCUUUAAGGACUCUGCUUGCCGUUGCUUUGGUUACAUGGUCUCCAAGAAGAAGUAUAUAUAUACCAUUGAUGAUGACUGCUUUGUUGCUAAGGACCCAUCUGGCAAAGCAAUCAAUGCACUUGAGCAGCACAUCAAGAACCUGCUAUCCCCAUCCACCCCGUUCUUCUUCAACACUUUAUAUGACCCAUUUAGAGAGGGUGCAGAUUUUGUCCGUGGAUACCCAUUCAGUCUCCGUGAGGGUGUUCCAACUGCUGUUUCUCAUGGCCUGUGGCUAAACAUCCCAGAUUAUGAUGCACCAACCCAACUUGUGAAGCCUCUUGAGAGGAACACCAGGUAUGUGGAUGCGGUUCUGACAAUCCCAAAAGGCACCUUGUUCCCCAUGUGUGGUAUGAAUUUGGCAUUUGACCGUGAGUUGAUUGGCCCUGCCAUGUACUUCGGACUCAUGGGUGAUGGUCAGCCAAUUGGACGCUAUGAUGAUAUGUGGGCUGGCUGGUGUGUCAAGGUUAUAUGUGACCAUUUGGGAUUGGGAGUCAAAACGGGUCUACCUUACAUCUAUCAUAGCAAAGCAAGCAAUCCAUUUGUGAACCUAAGGAAGGAGUACAAGGGUAUCUUCUGGCAGGAAGAGAUCAUCCCAUUCUUCCAACAAUCUGUCCUUCCAAAAGACUGCACCACUGUUCAAAAGUGCUACAUUGAACUGGCUAAGCAGGUCAAGGAAAAGCUUAGCAAAGUUGAUCCCUACUUUGACAAGCUGGCUGAUGCCAUGGUAACAUGGAUUGAAGCCUGGGAUGAGCUCAACCCUGCUGGAGCUUCUUUGGCAAAUGGCAAAGCAGCGUAGAAAGUUUUCAACACACGCAGAUGCCAUGGUCACAUAUCUUGAAAGCUUGUGCUCGACACAGCUGGAGUUCCUAGGCCCAAUGGCAAAGCGAAGUAGAAAAUAUGCCACAGAUGCCAUUAUUUCUCUACAUUUGUUGAAUUAGUAGUUUUACUCUCUUAUUGUAUCUUUAUUUGUCUUCUUCUUGACUACCUGAAGUUUCGCAGAUUUUGGCGUGAUGUAAUGUAAUUUGAUCAACUUUAUGUUAUGAAGUUACAACAAUAAAAUGCAUCAGUUGUUUUUA
Molecule: messenger RNA, 1471 nt
Organism: Theobroma cacao (cacao)
Lineage: Eukaryota; Viridiplantae; Streptophyta; Magnoliopsida; Malvales; Malvaceae
Gene: RGP1
Product: reversibly glycosylated polypeptide 1
Biological process (GO): plant-type cell wall organization or biogenesis; UDP-L-arabinose metabolic process
Cellular component (GO): Golgi apparatus; plant-type cell wall; cytosol
Molecular function (GO): UDP-arabinopyranose mutase activity
Source: RefSeq, a predicted model, not a curated record